CAUUUCGAUGUCCUAGUCCAGGAGCCCUCGGGCCGGACGCGGCGAGCUCCCUUCACUCUCCUCGGCUGGAGACAUGAGGACGAGCACCGCUCUGCAGGUGCUGGGCUUCCUCCUCGGCCUGGCCCGGGGCUCCGAGGUGGGCAGCUCGCAGGCAGUGUGCCCUGGGACUCUGAAUGGACUGAGUGUGACUGGUGAUGCUGAGAACCAGUACCAGACACUGUACAAGCUGUACGAGAGGUGUGAAGUGGUGAUGGGGAACCUCGAGAUUGUGCUCACAGGACACAACGCUGACCUCUCCUUCCUGCAGUGGAUCCGAGAAGUGACAGGCUAUGUUCUCGUGGCCAUGAAUGAGUUCUCGACACUACCCUUGCCCAACCUCCGGGUGGUACGGGGGACCCAGGUCUACGACGGGAAGUUUGCCAUCUUUGUCAUGUUGAACUAUAACACUAACUCCAGCCAUGCCCUGCGCCAGCUCCGCUUCACUCAGCUCACCGAGAUUCUGUCAGGGGGCGUUUAUAUCGAGAAGAAUGAUAAGCUCUGUCACAUGGACACGAUCGACUGGAAGGACAUCGUGAGGGAUCGAGAGGCUGAGAUAGUGGUGAAGGACAACGGCAGAAGUUGUCCCCCCUGUCAUGAGGCCUGCAAGGGGCGUUGCUGGGGUCCUGGACCAGAAGACUGCCAAACAUUGACCAAGACCAUCUGUGCCCCUCAAUGUAAUGGUCACUGCUUUGGACCCAACCCCAACCAGUGCUGCCAUGACGAGUGUGCAGGGGGAUGCUCCGGCCCUCAGGACACCGACUGCUUUGCCUGCCGACACUUCAAUGACAGUGGAGCCUGUGUACCUCGGUGUCCACAGCCUCUUGUCUACAACAAGCUCACUUUCCAGCUGGAACCCAAUCCCCACACCAAGUAUCAGUAUGGAGGAGUUUGUGUAGCCAGCUGUCCCCAUAACUUUGUGGUAGAUCAGACCUCCUGUGUCAGGGCCUGUCCUCCUGACAAGAUGGAAGUGGAUAAAAAUGGGCUCAAGAUGUGUGAGCCUUGUGGAGGGCUGUGCCCUAAAGCCUGUGAGGGAACGGGCUCUGGGAGCCGCUUCCAGACUGUGGAUUCAAGCAACAUAGAUGGAUUUGUGAACUGCACCAAGAUCCUGGGCAACCUGGACUUCCUUAUCACCGGGCUCAAUGGAGACCCGUGGCAUAAAAUCCCUGCCCUGGACCCUGAGAAACUCAAUGUCUUCCGCACAGUACGAGAGAUCACAGGUUAUCUGAAUAUCCAAUCCUGGCCUCCCCACAUGCACAACUUUAGUGUUUUUUCCAACCUGACAACCAUUGGGGGCAGAAGCCUCUACAACCGGGGCUUCUCAUUGUUGAUCAUGAAGAACCUGAAUGUGACAUCUCUGGGCCUCCGAUCCCUGAAGGAAAUUAGUGCUGGGCGUAUCUACAUAAGUGCCAAUCGACAACUCUGCUACCAUCAUUCUCUGAACUGGACCAGGCUGCUUCGGGGGCCUUCAGAAGAGAGACUAGACAUCAAGCAUAAUCGGCCCCGCAGAGAAUGCAUGGCAGAGGGCAAAGUGUGUGACCCACUGUGCUCUUCUGGGGGAUGCUGGGGUCCAGGCCCUGGUCAGUGUUUAUCCUGUCGGAACUACAGCCGAGGAGGUGUCUGUGUGACCCACUGCAACUUUCUAAAUGGGGAGCCUCGGGAGUUUGCUCUCGAGGCUGAAUGCUUCUCUUGUCAUCCAGAGUGCCAACCCAUGGAAGGCUCUGCCACAUGCAAUGGCUCGGGCUCUGAUGCUUGUGCCAAGUGUGCCCAUUUUCGAGAUGGGCCCCACUGUGUGAGCAGCUGUCCCCAUGGAGUCCUAGGUGCCAAGGGCCCCAUCUACAAGUACUCAGAUGUUCAGAAUGAAUGUCGGCCCUGCCAUGAGAACUGCACCCAGGGGUGUAAGGGGCCAGAGCUCCAAGACUGUCUAGGCCAACCACCAGUGCUGAGCAGCAAAACCCAUCCGGCAAUGGCUUUGACAGUGGUGGUAGGAUUGGUGGUGAUUUUCCUGAUCCUGGGCGGCACUUUUCUCUAUUGGCGUGGGCGUCGGAUUCAGAAUAAAAGGGCAAUGAGACGCUACUUGGAACGGGGUGAGAGCAUAGAGCCUCUGGAUCCCAGUGAGAAGGCUAACAAAGUCUUGGCCAGGAUCUUCAAAGAGACAGAGCUGAGGAAGCUUAAAGUGCUUGGUUCAGGUGUCUUUGGAACUGUGCAUAAAGGAGUGUGGAUCCCUGAGGGGGAAUCGAUCAAGAUUCCAGUCUGCAUUAAAGUCAUUGAGGACAAGAGUGGACGGCAGAGUUUUCAAGCUGUGACAGAUCAUAUGCUGGCCAUUGGCAGCCUAGACCACGCUCACAUUGUACGGCUGCUUGGACUGUGCCCAGGGUCAUCCCUGCAGCUUGUUACUCAGUACUUGCCGUUGGGUUCCCUACUGGAUCACGUGAGACAACAUCGAGGGGCACUAGGGCCACAGCUGCUGCUCAACUGGGGAGUACAGAUUGCCAAGGGCAUGUACUACCUAGAAGAACAUGGUAUGGUGCAUAGGAACUUGGCUGCCCGGAAUGUGCUACUCAAGUCACCCAGUCAGGUUCAGGUGGCAGAUUUCGGUGUGGCCGACCUGCUGCCACCUGAUGAUAAGCAGCUACUACACAGUGAAGCCAAGACCCCAAUUAAGUGGAUGGCACUAGAGAGUAUCCACUUUGGGAAAUACACACACCAGAGUGACGUCUGGAGCUACGGUGUGACUGUCUGGGAGUUGAUGACCUUCGGGGCAGAGCCCUACGCAGGACUUCGACUGGCUGAAGUACCAGACCUGUUAGAGAAGGGGGAGCGGUUGGCACAGCCCCAGAUCUGCACCAUUGAUGUCUACAUGGUCAUGGUCAAAUGUUGGAUGAUUGAUGAGAACAUUCGUCCUACCUUUAAAGAACUAGCCAAUGAGUUCACUAGGAUGGCCCGUGACCCACCACGCUAUCUAGUCAUAAAGAGAGAGAGUGGGCCUGGAAUACCCCCCGGGGCAGAGUCACCUGCUCUGACAAACAAGGAACUGGAUGAAGUAGACCUGGAGCCAGACCUAGACCUAGAUCUAGACUUGGAGGCAGAGGAGGACAACCUGGCAACCACACUGGGCUCUGCCCUUGGCCUACCAGUUGGAACACUUACUCGGUCACGUGGGAGCCAGAGCCUUUUAAGUCCGUCAUCUGGAUACAUGCCCAUGAACCAGGGUAAUCUUGGGGAGGUUUGCCAGGAGUCUACAGCUUGUGGGGGUAGUGAACGGUGCUCCCGUCCAGUCUCUCUGCACCCAGUACCACGGGGACGCCUGAUAUCCGAGUCAUCUGAGGGCCACGUGACUGGCUCUGAGGCUGAGCUCCAGGAGAAGGUGUCCAUGUGUAGAAGCCGGAGCCGGAGCCGGAGCCCACGGCCACGUGGAGAUAGUGCCUACCAUUCCCAGCGCCACAGCCUGCUUACUCCUGUCACCCCACUCUCUCCACCAGGGUUAGAGGAAGAGGAUGUCAAUGGUUAUGUCAUGCCAGAUAGACACCUCAAAGGUAUUCCCUCCUCCCGAGAAGGCACCCUUUCUUCAGUGGGACUCAGUUCUGUGCUGGGUACUGAAGAAGAAGAUGAAGAUGAGGAGUAUGAAUACAUGAACCGGAGGAGAAGGCGCAGUCCUCCCCGGCCCCCUAGGCCAAGUUCCCUCGAGGAGCUGGGUUAUGAGUACAUGGAUGUGGGAUCAGAUCUCAGUGCCUCUCUGGGCAGCACACAAAGUUGCCCACUCCAGCCUGUGCCCGUCAUGCCUAAUGCUGGCACAACUCCCGAUGAGGACUAUGAAUAUAUGAAUCGGCGACGUGGUGAAGGUGGUCCUGGGGGGGAUUAUGCAGCCAUGGGGGCCUGCCCAGCAGCUGAGCAAGGAUAUGAAGAGAUGAGAGCUUUCCAGGGGCCUGGACACCAUGCCCCCCAUAUCCAUUACACCCGCCUCAAAACUCUACGUAGCCUAGAAGCUACUGACUCGGCCUUUGAUAACCCUGACUACUGGCAUAGCAGGCUUUUCCCCAAGGCUAAUGGCCAGAGAACAUAACCCCUGCUUCCUGAGGCACUCAGGGAGCAUGUGAUGGCAGCUAGUGCCUCUAAAGGGUACCUCUCUUCUCCUUACUCCCUCUCCCUCACGGUCUCAGCCCUGUUUCCCCAGUCCCAGACAAUUCCAUUCAACCUUUGGAGGCUCUUAAACACUGACACAAAAUUCUUGUGGUAUGUAGCCAGCUGUGCACUUUUUCUCUUUCCCAACCCCAGGAAAGGAGAUUUCCCCUAUUUUGUGUGUUUGCCUAGUCCCAUUCCUCAGCUUCCUCAGGGAGACUCCCUGGAGAUAUGAAGGAUCACUUCCCAUGUCCCUUUCCCCCAGACUCUUGAUUUGUUAGGACUAAACUUUUAAGUAUGCCUUUGUUCCCCAUCAGACUGUUCUAAGGAAGAGGAAAGCAGGGACACAUGGCAGAAGAAAAUAAAAUUUCGGUAUAUGGCUCCUAAUCCCCUGGAAAGACUAGGAAGCUUAACAUUUUUGACUGAAUUCAGGGGUAUAUAUGUUUUACUAUUAAUUGAGCAUUUACUAUGAGCCAGGCAUCAUAUUAAAACGUUACCUACAUUAUCUCACUUAGUCCUUUAUAAUCCUUACAAUUCCUUGAGAUAGAUGCUAUGUUAUCUCAUUUUAUAAAUAAGGAAACUGAGCCUUAAAGAGCUUAAGCAAAUUAAGGAGCAGGUCUAGGAUUCACCAUCUUCCCAGUUCCAGUUUAAUGUAAGGGGUUAGGAAAGACUGAUAGAAGUCAGAGCCCUUAUAGGGGACAUGACAUUAUUUUCUCGUUUUUGCACUGAAUCAAUUCUAACCCCAAUACCCACAUCCUCCUCCUCCAUCCAGACUUCUCAUCUCAGGAAGUGUGUAGGGGGUAGUGGGGUCAGAAGGCAGAGUAACUGGACAUCUUUGUGUAAACCAUAACCAACAUGUGCCGGACAGCAUCUUCACUCCUUACAAAGAGCAGAUCACAAGGAUGCCCAACACCCCCUUUUAGAAGCUGUUCUUAUCCAGUUGUGAGAAGCUUCCAGGUGGGGUAGAAAGAAGAUUUACCUUCAGACCUCUUCCCCCUGGAUAGGAAACUGGGGGGAAAUGUCUGUUGUUUUAUUGAAGUUUUUUGUUUUGUUUUUGUACAUGUCAGAAUAAAAAUGACAACGUUUU
Tupaia belangeri chinensis (Chinese tree shrew) is the source of this 5242-nucleotide messenger RNA. RefSeq names its product erb-b2 receptor tyrosine kinase 3 (gene ERBB3). Gene Ontology annotation, molecular function: neuregulin receptor activity; ATP binding; neuregulin binding. The record is from RefSeq and is a predicted model, not a curated record. Gene Ontology annotation, biological process: multicellular organism development; cell surface receptor protein tyrosine kinase signaling pathway; positive regulation of kinase activity. NCBI's taxonomy places the organism in Eukaryota, Metazoa, Chordata, Mammalia, Scandentia, Tupaiidae. The transcript is spliced from 28 exons. The coding region runs from base 74 to 4099 and encodes 1341 amino acids. Gene Ontology annotation, cellular component: basal plasma membrane; signaling receptor complex; plasma membrane.